This is a messenger RNA of Rana temporaria (common frog), 3329 nucleotides long. RefSeq names its product ribosomal protein S6 kinase A5 (gene RPS6KA5). The coding region runs from base 85 to 2433 and encodes 782 amino acids. Gene Ontology annotation, biological process: intracellular signal transduction; regulation of DNA-templated transcription; protein phosphorylation. The record is from RefSeq and is a predicted model, not a curated record. The transcript has 17 exons. NCBI's taxonomy places the organism in Eukaryota, Metazoa, Chordata, Amphibia, Anura, Ranidae. Gene Ontology annotation, molecular function: ATP binding; protein serine/threonine kinase activity; magnesium ion binding.
GCAGAGCGGAGCCCGGGGGGUGAGGAGGACGGAGGAGGGGCAGCGCGGCAUUCCUGUCACCGGAGAGACGGUUUACGGUGUGACAUGGAGGGGCCCUCCCAGGAAGGUGACCUGCUCACUGUGACCCAUGAGCUCCGGAGCGCAAACCUGACGGGGCAUGCCGAGAAAGUUGGGAUCGAGAAUUUCGAGCUUCUCAAAGUGCUGGGGACAGGUGCCUAUGGCAAAGUGUUCCUGGUGCGGAAGAUCAGCGGCCAUGACUCCGGAAAGCUGUACGCCAUGAAAGUGCUGAAGAAGGCGACUAUAAUUCAGAAAGCCAAGACUGCAGAACACACGCGGACGGAGCGCCAAGUGCUGGAACACAUCAGACAGUCGCCUUUCCUAGUAACCCUUCAUUAUGCCUUCCAGACAGACACAAAGCUUCAUCUCAUUUUAGAUUACAUUAAUGGUGGAGAACUAUUUACUCAUUUAUCUCAGCGAGAGAAAUUCACAGAGAGUGAAGUACAGAUAUAUAUCGGGGAAAUUGUACUGGCCCUUGAACACUUACAUAAGCUGGGGAUAAUUUAUCGGGAUAUAAAACUUGAGAACAUUCUUUUGGACGCCAGCGGUCACGUGGUAUUAACAGACUUUGGGCUCAGCAAGGAGUUCCUGACCGAUGAGAAUGAAAGAGCGUACUCCUUCUGUGGGACUAUAGAAUACAUGGCGCCAGAGAUCGUCCGCGGAGGGGAAUCAGGGCAUGAUAAGGCUGUGGAUUGGUGGAGCUUGGGGGUUUUGAUGUACGAGCUGCUCACAGGCGCAUCGCCUUUUACUGUCGAUGGGGAAAAAAACUCACAGGCGGAAAUCUCUAAGAGAAUAUUGAAAAGUGACCCUCCGUAUCCACCAGAAAUGAGUGAACUUGUAAAAGAUCUUAAUCGGGGGUUAUUGAUGAAAGACCCCAAAAAACGUUUAGGUUGCGGGCCAGAGGGCUCUGAUGAAAUAAAAAAACAUCUGUUUUUCAAGACAAUUAAUUGGGAUGAUUUGGCAGCAAAGAAAGUCCCCGCGCCAUUUAAACCCGUCAUCAAGGACGAGCUUGAUGUAGGGAAUUUUGCUGAGGAAUUUACAGGGAUGGAUCCCACAUACUCCCCUGCUGCUCUACCCAUGAACGCUGACCGAGUAUUUCAGGGAUAUUCUUUUGUGGCUCCAUCCAUCUUGUUCAAGCCCAACGCUGCCAUCGCAGAUCCUAUCCAGUUUCACCUGGGAACAGAGCGUCCUGGCGUCACAAACAUAGCGAGAAGCGCCAUGAUGAAGGAUUCCCCGUUCUAUCAGCACUACGAGCUUGAUCUGAAGGAGAAGGCGCUGGGCGAGGGCAGUUUCUCCAUCUGUCGAAAAUGCCUGCACAAAAAAUCCAAUCAGGAGUACGCUGUGAAAAUAAUCAGCAGACGUAUGGAAAGCAACACACAGAAGGAAAUUGCGGCAAUGAGGCUAUGUGAAGGCCAUCCUAAUAUAGUAAAACUGCAUGAUGUUUACCAUGACCAGCUUCAUACCUUCCUAGUGAUGGAGUUACUGAAAGGAGGGGAACUGUUUGAACGCAUCAAAAAGAAGAAAACAUUCAGCGAGUCGGAAGCCAGUCACAUCAUGCGGAAACUGGUGUCUGCAGUCAGUCACAUGCAUGAUGUUGGAGUUGUUCAUAGAGACCUGAAACCAGAGAAUUUUCUUUUCACAGAUGAAAGCGACAGUUCAGAGAUAAAAAUUAUAGAUUUCGGUUUUGCGAGGUUAAAGCCUCCGGAUAACCAGCCGCUGAAAACGCCCUGCUUUACUCUGCAUUAUGCUGCGCCAGAACUCCUGAAUGAUAAUGGCUACGAUGAGUCGUGUGACCUAUGGAGUCUCGGGGUCAUUUUAUACACAAUGCUGUCUGGUCAGGUGCCUUUCCAAUGUCAUGACAGGAUGGUAACGUACGCCUCAGCAGAGGACAUCAUGAAGAAGAUAAAGCAGGGAGAUUUCUCAUUUGAUGGAGAGAGCUGGAAAAAUGUCUCACAGGAGGCUAAAGAUUUGAUACAAGGGCUUCUUACUGUGGAUCCUAAUAAAAGAAUUAAGAUGUCAACGCUGAGAUAUAAUGAAUGGCUUCAAGAUGGCAGCCAACUAUCUUCCAACCCUCUGAUGACUCCCGAUAUCCUUGGCUCUGCUGGAGCUUCCGUACACACACACGUGAAAGCCACUUUUCAUGCCUUCAAUAAGUACAAGCGGGAAGGUUUCCUCCUCCAAAAUGUGGACAAAGCUCCACUGGCAAAGCGCCGGAAGAUGAAGAAGACCAGCACCAGUACAGAGACUCGAAGCAGCUCCAGCGAGAGCUCUCACUCCUCCCACUCACACGGUAAAACCUCUCCGACAAAGACUCUGCAGCCUACGAGCCAAUCCGAGAGCAAUAACCCCGACACCAUCUUCCAGUUUACGGACUAGAGCUUUGCCGCUAGAGCAGCCUUCUUCAGAUACACAGUGGCCAGAACCAAAACUCCGCCAAGCACCACCUCUUUCAGGCUCACAAGCUAUUGGCCAUCCUUUUAUUAUCAUUAUUGAGUUCUUUGAUGUGGACCCUUUGGUGCUGCCCAGAGGGUGUUGUUAUGGCAUGCAAGCACUAAUAAUGGGUGCUCUCACGAACUCUUUUUUUUUUUUUUUACCUUUUCCCCCCUCUUCUCUUAUGUUUAGAGGGGAAAUUGAAGACUUUCUAAGGGCUGAUGCAGACAUUGCAAUGUCUUGCCUUAUUUAACCCUAAAGCUGCUGUCAAGACCAACACGCAUUAAAGGGAGGAGCAAGGGGGUACCACCUGCCUAGAGCUUGGUCGGUCAGUUAUACAAUACAAGACACAGCCAGCUUAUGCAACCCGUGGCUUCGGAGCUACAGCUUGGGCUCGAGGGAUCCUUUGUCUUUUACGAAGCCAGAGAGCAAUAGGUUUUUCCGCUUUUGCGUACUGUGGUAAGGUGGCAACGUCUUUAUUUAUUUGCGCUUAACUCGACGUGCCCCUUAUGCAGUAUGUGUCCUUCAUUUCACUUCGUUUUUUGAAAACUCUAUGAAGAGUUUCCUUGUGCUACGUAUGUAAAAUCCGGCCUUAAGUCUCAAUUAUGUUUAUUGUGAGAGCGGCCUUGGAAGUUUUUCAACUGAAAUCAUGCAGGCAGCAAUUAUUUUUUUAAUUGCCUUUCACCACCUUGCAGUGGUGAAAGCAUUUCUUUCUUUUUUUUUUUUUUUCUUCUUUUUUUUAUAAUAGGGGGCAUAGACUUCCUGUGUCAAAAUCCUACUGUGUUUUACCCUGUGGGAACUUGACAUUUUAAAACUCUAGUAAAGCUUUGGAGAGGAUUAAA